Molecule: messenger RNA, 1858 nt
Organism: Lentinula edodes (shiitake mushroom)
Lineage: Eukaryota; Fungi; Basidiomycota; Agaricomycetes; Agaricales; Omphalotaceae
Product: Mak10 subunit, NatC N-terminal acetyltransferase-domain-containing protein
Exons: 10
Coding region: 50-1768 (572 amino acids)
Biological process (GO): N-terminal peptidyl-methionine acetylation
Cellular component (GO): NatC complex
Source: RefSeq, a predicted model, not a curated record
GCCAGAGCCUCAGCCUAUUUUUCCAUCCUCGCCUUAACUUUAAUAAACGAUGGAUAUGGAUGCUGACUACACGGCCCCUGGAGGGAGCAGUUUCCGCGAUGUAACAAGCGUUUUCGCUUUGGCUUCACAAGAGAUGGAUCCAGGUUCAAUAGUGGCUAUCGACGCAUUCUCUUUAAGCGAUGCAAUGACCGCAACAGAGAUAGGUGAACCCCGGUUGGACACUGGAAUACAAUUGGAGAACACCGAACGGCCGCAGUUUGACCCAUUGACUCCCUUAUUACCAGAAGAAAUAUGCUGGAUAAUAGACCGAUCUAUGGCCUACGAAACAGAAUGGCACGCAUCUAAUCCGCUAGCCCAUACAGUAUUUACCUUGCUUUAUGUCCAUUGUCUGAACGACGUGGACCCGGAUGUUCUUCCAUUUCUUCCAAUGAUUGACUUGGAUUCAUCUCGACCUCUGGAACUCAUCACAGUCAUAUUACGGGCUUACACUUCUGGCCUCCUCAAAUCGUGCAGUCUAGCAUGGAAUGAACUGUCCAAGGGAUCCUUAUUAGAUACUGAAGACUGGCAGAGCGACAAGAGCGAUGUGUCACUCUUAGAAGGCUGGCCUGUAAGAGCUGCCAUUGCUCGUUUAGAUACUGCGCUGGCUUGGUUAUCCACAACUACUAAAGUGCCACCAUCAUGGCAAGAAGCCCUCAAAAUAAGAGUCCAGUUCCGUCGGACUAUACUCCUGUUACUGAACUCAACCGAAUCUCUCCCUCGAGGUCCUGAAGACUUCAAUGAGCUUCUCCAAUCUGCGAGACAUUCACUGUCUGUCAUCCGCGCUCAUCCCUGUGAAUCGAUCUCGUCCUCUUCACCAGCCCAUGCAGCGUUCGAUCCAUACAUUGCUCGCCAACUUAACACCUUUCUACCCGUCCGGGUCAUUGACGUGCCCAGUCUAGAACAAACUUGCGACGCUUACGAGCGCCUUCUGAAUGGAUGGGAGGAUCUUGCUAAGCUGUCAAAUACAUAUCAGCUAUCCACAUGGAAUCAAGUUGGAUUCCAUCAAUCGUGGUUUGGUGCUCCUGCUGCUCAACCUGCUUACAUUCGAUCUUGCGCUCAGACCUUAUUCUACGACGGGAUCCAAAUUAUACACAAUCAACCCCAGAGCUGGCUCGUUGACCGUCUUUUCGAAGAGACAAUCGGAGUAUCAUACCAUGUCUUUGCACAACAUUGGGGUGGACAGGGAUCUGCAUCGUUACUUGACCUAGAAAGAAAAAUAAUUCAUACUAUAAUACCUCAUGUACGAGGGCUAUGGAACAAUCCGGCUCGUCGAAGACGUUUCUUGGUUAAAUCGAUAUAUGAUUGGCAUAUCAUCUAUGACACCCUCUGUGUUCUCAUCGAAGGUUUAGAUGUUUCUGACGACAUCGACCCAGUAACAUUUCGUACCCUAAACCAAUUUUCUCAAGCUGUCGUCCCUUGGCGUCUCGCCUCAAUAACAGAGGUAAUUCUAUCGGGAUUUCAGUUAGAGCUGUAUCAUCCCUUGGAGCGUCCUUUUGCGUAUUGGUUCGCUGCGCAGGUCACUGAUGUUCAUCUUAAUUACCUGGAUGUGCUGUUGAAAGGGAUGGCGGGGGUAGUUCCACAAGGUGAGUCAAUCGUGCGUCUUCUAUUGAUAUGGGUUGUAUCAACGUACACCUAUUCUAUAGAAAGUCCAAGUCGUAAAGAGAUGCAAUUUCAACAGCAUUUCCUUGUUGCGUUACAGGCCAUGAGUAUGGCAAUGUUCGUGGUAUGAAUUGUAUAUUUUAUCCCUUUUCCAUCACUGAUCCCCCUUUUCCCCUCCACGUUGACUUACUUGCGUUCCUUACAGUCCCUCAUCCGUAGC